This is a messenger RNA of Eurytemora carolleeae, 950 nucleotides long. RefSeq names its product hydrolethalus syndrome protein 1 homolog (gene Hyls1). The coding region runs from base 17 to 739 and encodes 240 amino acids. Gene Ontology annotation, biological process: cilium assembly. Lineage: Eukaryota; Metazoa; Arthropoda; Copepoda; Calanoida; Temoridae. Gene Ontology annotation, cellular component: non-motile cilium; centriole. The record is from RefSeq and is a predicted model, not a curated record. The transcript has 3 exons.
CCUAGUGUAAUCUUAAAUGUUUAUAAUUUCAGAGAAAAUGGUUGUGAAGUUUUCUGACGAGGAUAUUAAGAAACAUUUGACGGAUCUGGGAUAUAAGAAUAUACCGGAGGAAAAAUUAAAGACGUUCGUAGCCGACCUCCGUCGGUUAAUGAAGUACGAGGAAAAGAAGAAAUUAUUGGACAAUAAAUUAGAGAACUUAGAGAAUUUAGAACCUUGUAGCAGAUCUAAACCUAGAAAUGAAGAAAUUAAGACGAAAGGUCAAGAUGGAGAGGAGAUUAGAAUUAAAAGUCAAGAUGGAGAGACGAGAACAAGGAAGAAGAGAAGACGAAGUGAGUUAACGGAGAUAAAAACUAAACUUUCAAUGACAGAAGAAUCAUCAAGACUAACAUCCUCCAGUUCCGAGUUCUCCCGCCAAACCACGUCUAGUUCGAGUAAUUUAUCCGGAGUUAGAGCAGAAGAAUCAAGUCUAUACGUAGACGUUCUCAUCCCAAGAUUUAACUCCGAGAAAUCUCUUCCUCUUGCGGCGUCCCUCCUGGAGCGUCCUGGUUCAGGAGUUAUCAGGUGCAGGUCAACUCAAGGUCUUCAGGGUCCAACAGGACGGAGAGGUAGAACUGAUCCUGUGAACCUGCACCAGGAGUAUAAGAAGGUUUGGGAUAAACUAAACCUUCCUGGAGAAACCAGUCAUAACAAGCUUCGUUGGGCAGUCAGGGGCUGGAUGAUGGGAGAAGAACCAAAAUAGAUCCAGAUAAAAUUAAAUUUUGUCAUGAAUUAUGGACGCUUGUUGAUUUUACAUUUUUGGCCAAUGUUUCCCCUUAAAAAAAAGUUUUGAAAAAUUACGCUGUGUUGGUUAUUUUCGAUCAAUUUUUUACCUCUGAACAUUUGACACAAUAUAUAAUUUAUUGUAAUAUGAAUUUGAAUUAUUAUUAUAAUAUACUUACAUUCUAGUUAAA